This is a messenger RNA of Sclerotinia borealis F-4128, 1146 nucleotides long. Lineage: Eukaryota; Fungi; Ascomycota; Leotiomycetes; Helotiales; Sclerotiniaceae. The record is from the annotation of a GenBank genome assembly.
AUGGCAGCAGAUCCGCUCUUAUCAUCACUAUGUCGCAUCUGUCAUAUCAAUCCCACAAAGUACACAUGUCCGCGGUGUUCUCAGCAAACAUGUUCACUUCCCUGCUCCAAACGUCACAAAGUCUGGUCAUCAUGCUCCGGUAUUCGCGACCCUACCGUCUACAAACCAAAGUCACAAUUAGCAACUCCCUCAGGAAUUGAUCAUGAUUACAAUUUCCUUCAUUCAAUCGAACAUGGAAUCGAGAGAUCGGAAAAGGAGAUCGUGGAGGAGCGAGGGCUUGUAAAGAAAAUGGAACUCGAGAUGGCAAGGAAAGGGCCCAAGGAGGAUAGAAGACGACCCAACAAAAAUCCGGCACAUCAGCGUGAAGAUUUCAUCACAAAAAUGCUACAAAAUUCUGGAAUAACCGUAGCCAAAGCACCGUCUGGAAUGUCGAGAAAUUGCGAGAACACAUCGACGUGGAGUAAAGCACAGAAGUGUAUGAAUUGGCAGGUGGAGUGGAUUCGAGAGGCAGAUGCAGGCGGAAGGGUAUUGAAUAAAUCGGUAGACAGAUGGCCAAUCAACGACAUCUACUCACUCCUCUUGGAAGAACAACGAAGAAAGAACAUGGCACCAGAAAAAAAAGCGGCUGAAAAGAAGAGGAAGGCAGAUGAGUUGAAAGAGAGGCAGACUAAGAGAAUUAAGUUGGAUGAACGCUUAUUGGAUGUAGCGCCAGUAUCAACUUUUCAGGAUUCGACUGGAGCUUGGAAUGUAAUUUUGAAUCAGCCAAUAACAUCGAAUGAUCAAAAUUUGGCUUGCCAAUCUCAUACAACACGGAAGCUGGAUCCCAAGUAUCAUUUCUACCUUCAUCGACCUAAGACUCAAUCAUCAUAUCCUAAAGUACUGGUGCCUCUAGAUCCAACACAACCACUCUAUAAAGUCCUACAGAAUCGCACAGUACUCGAAUUUCCUACCAUCUACGUUUUUGAGACGGACAAGCUUCCGGGAACCUUCAUACUGGAAAGGUCUUAUAUUGAAGCUACUGGAGACGGACCAGCUGCGGAGACGGAAAGUGAGGAAUCUGAGGAUGAUGAUACGAGUAGUAGUAGUGAUCCUUCUUCAGAUGAGGAUGAAAACGAAGAAAUGAAGGAAGGAGAAGUUGCACCAUGA